Folsomia candida is the source of this 2207-nucleotide messenger RNA. RefSeq names its product DBH-like monooxygenase protein 1 homolog. Bases 54 to 2111 code for a protein of 685 amino acids. Gene Ontology annotation, cellular component: secretory granule membrane. Lineage: Eukaryota; Metazoa; Arthropoda; Collembola; Entomobryomorpha; Isotomidae. The record is from RefSeq and is a predicted model, not a curated record. Gene Ontology annotation, biological process: dopamine catabolic process; octopamine biosynthetic process; norepinephrine biosynthetic process. Gene Ontology annotation, molecular function: copper ion binding; dopamine beta-monooxygenase activity. The transcript has 12 exons.
GUAGUCAGUCUUUCGCUGUGUCUUCCAGCUUCACAAGCACGGAAAAUCGCAUCAUGAUGAGAAGGUUUUUCAUUUUUCUUUGCACCCUCCAUUUGGGAACUUUGGUUUCGUCGUCAUCCGAUCCAAAAGGCCCCAUCGUCUGGACUCGUGACCUAACUUUAAACGACAAAUUCACUGUCCGAUUCAAUAAUGAGGACGAGGACAAGCUGGUCAUGGAAAUCAGUGCUCCCACAACUGGAUACGUGGCCAUCGGAUUUUCUCCAAACGGGGGGAUGAGGGGCUCCGACAUUGUCAUGGCUUGGGUCGAUGGUGAGGGCAAAGCUCACAUCAAGGAUUUGCACGCUGUAGGCAACUCGAUGCCGAUUGAGGAUGAUGUUAGCAAUUACGAAUUGAUAUCGGCUGAGGAAACUCAACACGGGACGACCGUAAGGUUCAGUCGACCGUGGAAUACUUGUGAUGACAAGCAUGACUUUGAAAUUACGGAGGACACCGUUCGUCUAAUUUGGGCCACGAGCCCCGAAGACCCCCAAAUUUUCACUGAUGGAUCAUUUCAAUCAAAUUAUCACGGCCCAGACUUCCGCGGAGGGAGGAGCGUAUUUCUCAAGGUGGACACCCAUCUUCAAAAGUUUCCCGAUGACGAUGAUCACUCCGACCCUCACGUCAAACACUGGGAUGUCCAAAUGAAUCGGGUAAUUGUUCCUGACGACUCGGACACGACGUACUAUUGCAAAAUUGUCAAAUCCCCGCACGUGUACGAUGUUAAGCAUCAGAUUAUUGGGUUCCGAACCCUGAUUGAACCAACCAACAAGGACUGGGUCCACCACAUCAACUUUUUCGAGUGUAACGUCCCCCAGAGUGAUGGUGGUCCAGAGGCAGUAUUCGAAAAGUACUUGGACCAUCCUGGGGGUCACUGUUAUCAGAAGAAUAUGCCUCCAGAGUGGGGGCAGUACUGCAUGACGGUGCCCUUUGUGUGGGUGGCUGGUGCAGAGGGACUCUUGCUGCCAGAAGAAGGAGGAAUUCCCUUGGGCGAGCACAACAAUGGGACAACGUAUUUCAUGUUGGAAAUCCAUUACAACAACGAAAAGAAAAUACAGUUUGAAGACAGCUCGGGCGUGAGGAUCUUUGUGACUGAUAAGCCGAGGCCUAACGACAUUGGGGCAGUGACGAUUCACACGAGGUUUUCCCACGGCUUCCACCUCCUUCCUCCAGGCUACAAUGGGUUCAAAAAUGUUGCUUUCUGCACGUCCGAAUGCACCCAGAAAGCAUUUCCCCCCGAAGGAGUCACCGUCACUCACGCCACCCUCCACGCUCACCUCACCGCCAGGAAAAUCAAAAUUCGUCACAUUCGCAAUGGGCAAGAACUUGAGCCACUUGCUCAGGAUGAUCACUAUGAUUUCAAUUACCAACAAAGCCGGAUCGUGUCUCCGGCAAGGAAACUCUAUCCGGGAGAUAUAAUCCUCACGGAAUGCGAAUUUGAUACGACGGGAAGGCGUAAAAUUACUUAUGGGGGGACGAGCACGAAGGACGAAAUGUGCCAAGGCUACGUCUACAUCUAUCCGAGGGUCCAACUCGCUCUGUGCAAAACUCAGUAUGAUUUUGACAACUUUUUCAACGCCCUAGGAAUUCGAGAGGUCGAGGGCGAAGUUUUGGAAAGAUUGCAGUUACCUUACAAACCAAAACCAAAUCAAAUGUACGACCCAGGAGAUGAUGCCUACGUUCUGAAAAAUAACAGUAACGGGCCCCAAUAUAUUUUUGACUUGUUGGACGUGGCAGAACCCUCGCAGUAUCGAAGGACAAGUGUAGCGGAUUUCGUAGAAAAUCUUCCGUGGCAGAGGAACGACAAUGAAUUGACGAAAACCGUAUGGAAAAAAUGGUGGGAAGGAAAGUAUGACACUUUCUGCACUGGACAUCACUUUAAACGAAUCCCUCUUGAAGAUUACUCCGUGUCGUAUCCAAAAUUUGAACCGUACGUGAAGCCGAUUGACCAAAAAUGUGGGGAACGACGGGGUCGAAAAAAUCAACUUGGGUCAUCGGGAUCCUCUUCUGCAUUCACUUUAUCCAUCAUCUCCUUACCUUUCCUGCUCGUUGUCACAAAAAUGUGUCUCCUGUAACAAUGGGAUAAAGAUGCUUACAUUGCUUGAUGUAACUGUACACAUGCACACUUUUUUCAUAAAUAAAAUGCGACAAUUCAGAAUCUUAGUUAAAAA